Drosophila nasuta is the source of this 2401-nucleotide messenger RNA. RefSeq names its product Exonuclease tos (gene tos). Bases 86 to 2203 code for a protein of 705 amino acids. Gene Ontology annotation, biological process: DNA recombination; mismatch repair. Gene Ontology annotation, molecular function: metal ion binding; DNA binding; 5'-3' DNA exonuclease activity. Gene Ontology annotation, cellular component: nucleus. The transcript has 2 exons. Lineage: Eukaryota; Metazoa; Arthropoda; Insecta; Diptera; Drosophilidae. The record is from RefSeq and is a predicted model, not a curated record.
UAUCGAUUUGUUAUCGUUUUGCGCUAGAUAGCGCUACUUGUGUUUGUUAUUAAUAAAAAGUGAUAGAACAACAAGCAAACAAACUAUGGGCAUCACGGGACUGAUUCCGUUCCUGGAGAAGGCAUCAGCCAAAGUGCACCUAAAGAGCUUGCGCGGUAGUACGGUCGCUGUCGACACUUAUUGCUGGCUACACAAAGGGGUCUUCGGUUGUGCCGAGAAAUUGGCGCGCGGCGAGGAAACGGAUAUUUAUAUACAAUACUGCCUGAAGUAUGUGCAAAUGCUGCUCUCCUAUGACAUCAAACCCAUACUCGUAUUCGAUGGCCAGCAUCUACCAGCUAAAGCGCUAACUGAGCAGCGACGUCGCGAAUCCCGUCAGCAGAGCAAAAAGAGAGCAGCGGAGCUGUUGCGUCUUGGACGCACUGAGGAGGCGCGUUCCCAGAUGCGUCGCUGUGUGGAUGUUACCCACGAGAUGGCGCUGCGUCUCAUCCAGGAGUGUCGCGAGCGUCAUGUCGAUUGCAUUGUGGCACCCUACGAAGCCGAUGCUCAGAUGGCGUGGCUGAAUAAAACCGGCAUUGCACAGUAUAUUGUGACUGAGGACUCGGAUCUGACAUUAUUCGGUGCACAAAAGAUCAUCUUUAAAUUGGACCUGACUGGCGCAGGUCUGUUAGUCGAGGCGGAUAAAAUACACCUGGCCAUGGGAUGUCGCGAGGAGCGUUAUAAUUUCGACAAGUUCCGACGCAUGUGCAUCAUGUCGGGAUGUGAUUACCUCGACUCCUUGCCGGGCAUUGGACUGGCCAAAGCCUGUAAAUUUAUGCUCAAGACGGAGCAGGACGAUAUGCGCAUAGCAUUGAAAAAGAUACCGCAAUAUCUCAAUAUGCGGCAGCUUGAGGUUGAUGAUGAGUACAUUGAGAACUUUAUGAAGGCUGAGGCCACUUUUAAGCACAUGUACAUCUACAAUCCACUGGAACGACGCAUGGAGCGUUUAUGUGCAUUGGAGGAUUAUAAGACUGAUGAAAGCUACUGCAGCAAUGCUGGUUCAUUGCUGUCAGAUAGCGAAGUGGCCUUUAAUCUGGCCUUGGGCAACCUAAAUCCCUUCACACUUAAGCGCCUGGAUAGCUGGCAUCCAGAUCACAGUGCUGCCACAAAAAAACCAGCGAAACAAGUGAAGCGCAGCACACACAAAAGCAUAUGGCAAAAGAAUUUCAAUGCAAAACAAUCUCCAGCCAAAUUGAAGCAAUCAAGUUGUGCGCUGUUUUUCAAGAAGGUUGAUUUCGUGACUCAAACUAUUGCCGCAGAGAUCGAAGCCAAUCAGCGACAAGAGCUAGCCAAACCCACCGAAGCAGAGCUAUCCAGCAUGUAUAGCUUGGGUGUAAAGCGCAAGCGUAGUCCCAGCGAAAGCAGCUGCCACUCAACGCCACCUUCAUCGCCGGCUCAAAGUCGCAGCCGGCACAAUCCGUUUGCCAAAGAAGCCCCGCAACGUUCGCCAGUUGUCUGCGAGAAUGGAUCGCUGCUGCGUCUGCUAAGUCCUAAUAAACAAAGUCCACAACGCGCGUCCGACGAACGUAGCAGCAGACCGGAUACAACUCGUGUAAAUGCGCUAAAGCGCAGCAUCUUUGCCAAAGAGCAGGUCGAGGUCAGAAGUCGUUUCUUUAGCACACAAACAGAUAAAGCUAUAGAAUGCAAGGCUAUGGAAGAAGUGGAGCAGACUCCUAAGCAAACUGGCACCCAAGCGAUCAAGAGAAUGGAAUGCAAAGUGGAAAAUGUGGAACAGAGUCCCAAUCUAACUAGCACUCAAGUGACUAAAAGAAUGGAAUGCAAAGUGGAGAAACCUUUGGAAGAAGUGCAGCAGAGUCCCAAGAAAACUAGCAUUCAAGCAACUAACAAAAUGGAAUGCAAAGUAGAGAAACCUUUGGAAGAAGUGCAGCAAAGUCCAAAGGAAUCAAAACCAGCUGUUGUAGUGCUGUCAUCCUGCGAUUCAGACGACUCCAGCUCGUUGUCAGCUACAUUGCCCAGCAGCCAGGAAGCUGCUAUGCCCACCAAGACUAAAACACCGCCUAAACUGCCGCCAAGUGCACGACGCGUUGGCUUAUCAAGGCCCAAGACAAGCAAACGAAGCAUUCCCAAUGCAAAGACUGCCAAAAGUGAUGACAAUCAAACGAAGCUCAGCAUGUUUGGGUUCCAAAAGCGACCUGUCCUUAAAUGAGUCAGUAGAACUCGAGAGUGUUGUAUUAUUUUAACUUUUUUUUCUGUGUUUAAUAUUAACUGCCUGUAGUAAUUAAUUUGUUUAAUUUAUUGAAUGACUGACCCGGCUGUGACUAAAUUCUACACUGCCAUUGCUCAUAUUAUUAUUAAUGCGGACAACGCAUAAUACUCAAAUAAAUAAUCUAAGAUGGAUACAAAA